Messenger RNA from Orbicella faveolata, 1447 nucleotides. Its product is annotated as intraflagellar transport protein 52 homolog. Lineage: Eukaryota; Metazoa; Cnidaria; Anthozoa; Scleractinia; Merulinidae. The record is from RefSeq and is a predicted model, not a curated record. Gene Ontology annotation, biological process: cilium assembly; intraciliary transport. Gene Ontology annotation, cellular component: intraciliary transport particle B; centriole; cilium.
UGAUCAAAAUGGCGCCUGUAACAACAACUCAGGAUGCCACUGCAGAGAAUGCCGAGGGACAGCAAAGCAAUACAAUCAUCUUUAACUCAUCCAAAGGAGAACUGUUCACCCCAAACAAUGGUUUUAAGUCCUUGGUCAGAAAACUGAGAUCCAACUGGAAAGUCAUCACGAACAAAGAUGAAAUAACCGUAGAAAGAAUUAUUACAGCAAAAGUUGUGAUAUUUGGAGGACCAAGAAGAAAAUUCACUGCUUCUGAGUUUGAUGCACUGAAGCAGUACAUUGAAAAAGGUGGAAGCCUUUUGGUUCUGUUGGGGGAAGGAGGAGAGUCUCGAUUUGACACUAACAUCAACUUCUUGUUAGAAGACUAUGGAAUUAUGGUGAAUAAUGAUUCAGUAGUGAGGACCGUGUAUUACAAGUAUUUUCAUCCUAAGGAGGUUUUAAUCUCCAAUGGAGUUCUUAACAGAGAGAUCAAUCGGGCUGCUGGAAAGUAUGUUCCAGGAUCAUCUGAUGCUGAUAGGACAGACCUUGGACAAUCUCUGGCAUUUGUUUAUCCUUAUGGUGCAACUCUGAAUGUGGUCAAACCAGCUAUAUCCGUUCUUUCAUCUGGCAGCGUAUCAUUUCCUCUCAAUAGACCAAUCUGCGCAUUCCACUCAUCAAGAUAUUCAAAAGGCAAGAUGGUCAUCCUUGGUUCUGUACACAUGUUCAGUGAUCAGUAUCUUGACAAGGAAGAAAAUGCAAAGGUUCAGGAUGUGAUCUUUCAGUGGCUCACAACUGAUGACAUUCAGCUCAACAAUAUCGAUGCUGAGGACCCUGAGGUAUCAGACUACCAUUACAUUCCCGAUACUCCCAGGAUGUCAGAGAGACUAAGAGUUUGCCUUCAAGAAGGAGAUGAGAGUGUGGGAAGAGAUAUCACCAAAAUGUUUGAUGAGGAUCUUUUCAAGCUUGAUACAAGUGUGGUUCCCUCUGCCAUAAGAGCAUAUGAAGACCUAAGAGUGAAGCAUGAACCUCUUCAGCUAAUAACUCCUCAGUUUGAGACUCCACUUCCUCCACUUCAACCUGCAGUAUUUCCACCAACCUUUCGUGAGCUGCCUGCUCCAGCACUGGAUCUGUUUGAUUUAGAUGAGAGUUUCUCGUCAGAAAAGACAAGACUUGCACAGAUAACCAACAAGUGCACUGAAGAUGACCUUGAGUACUACGUUCGUGAGUGUGGGGAUAUCCUGGGAGUGUCCAGCAAACUGCCUUCUUCUGUUAGAGAUGCCAAGCACAUCUUGGACUACAUCUUCCAUCAAAUUGUAGAGUUCAAAAAAUUGAAUCAGGAACCUCUGGAUGAUCCAUCAAAUGAACCUGCAUUCACAGAUGCUAUGUAAAUUUAUUCUAGAUGUUUCUGUUCUGUAGAAUUUGGCCUGUUCCAGGGGUUUAAUAAGUUGGGGUGCAGUGCCAAAAAAAA